CAGGACCGGCGAUUGGCCGGCUCGCAAGGAGGAGACCGCGUUAAGGAUUCCAUCGCGAAAAACCCGACUCACCGGCAGUGUCUCGAGCGGCUCCGGCCUGUCGCUUUACGAAUCUUCGAACGAAACGAAAAUUUUUACAAAUUUACACGCGCGAAAUUCCCAGAUAAUAAUUAAUUAAUCAGUGCCUUUGUGUUGUUUGCGGGGUGUCUAUUUAUUGCACUAUCAAGUUUUGCAUUAACAAAAAAACUUGAGAGUGCAUAAGCGUUUGAGUGUAAUGUGCGAGUGUUAGUAUUUAAUAAAUUCGAAAAAUGGAAGCAAACGGGCCGGUCGAAAACGGCACCAGACUGGAGGAGGUACCGCCGGUACCAUCGACUUCUUCUGCCAUGCUCAAAACGACCACCAUCAGUACCAUAGCCGUGCAAAGCGGGCACACCAGAAUCGUCAUCGCCCUGUUACACUGCGGCGACUGGAUCAGCUUGAAAGUACUGGAAAUAACCCCAGACCUCACCUUACUGGGCAACACCCUUCCGGAAGCUCUGGCGCUACAAGAAGCCCACGAUGAAGUCCUACGACAACUACAAGUAAGUACAUUCAGAGCCGGAGCGACUCGCCACAAAAAACCCUUCGAAACGUUCCAGAACAAGCAGAGCCCCGUGGAGGAGCUCCUCCGGCAGGCGGACCAGCUCAUCGCCACCCAACGGCCCCGCGCCGAAGUCUACGCCGCCAUGGCGGAGUCCCUGGGCCGCGCCUGGAAGGACAUCAACGGCACGCUGGAGCUGCGCAAGCGCAUCAUCGAUCUGAACGUGCUCUACCACCGCGCCGCCGGCGACUUCUUCGACAAGGCCGCCGCCUUGGAGGUCUCCUGCAAGGAGACCGAGGUGCCGGUGAACGUCGACGCCGUCAAGGACUUCCUGACGAUGGUGCACGAGCAGCGGCGCGCGUUGCUCGAAGCGCUGAUGGGCGCCCUGCAGGCCGGCAACUCGCUGCUCGCAAGGCUGAAGGAGCUCGGCGCCGAGGGCACGCUGGAUUCCAGGCCGGAGCGCCUUCGAACGUCCGUUAACAAAGCCGUUUCGCAAGUACAAGGCUGGCUGGACGAGCUGCAUCUCAGACGGCAAGUGCUGGAAGGAACCUUCUGCAGGAGAAAGACCCAGCUGGAGCAAUGCCUGGCGCUGGCCAUUCUGGCAGCGGACUUGCGCGAACUGGAAGGCGCUGUUCAAAAUAGAAGAGAGCUGCUCACCAACAGCAACCAAUACGGCGAUUCCUCAUCGAGCGCGGAACUGCUGCUGCACGAGCACAAGAAGCUGCUGCCGGAGGCGCAGCAAUUGCAAGAGAGAGCGUUGAAGAUAACCAAAGCGACGGAACAACUGGUAUCGUCUGGGUGCUAUGCCGGCGAGGAAGCCACCCAACAAGCUUACGCCAUCCUCUCAGCUACGUCUGAUUAUCUAGCCGAUCUUCAAAGUCGCGAGGCGCUCUUAGAGAGGGUCAUCGCUUUCUUCAGAUCCGCUCAGAUGGUACUGACGAAAUUGAACCAACUCGAAAUACAAUUAACAGCUACAGUACUGCCCAAAACGUCUCCGCAACUCGCCCAGUUGCACGCCCAAUGCGCCAAGGCCAUCGAAGAAGCCACUUCUCAGCCGCUGGCAGAAGGAUACGCCAUCUUGGACGCCGCCGGGCGCGGUACGGGCGCCGAAGGCGUGAAAGCCGCAGUAGAAGAGCUCGAAAACAAGAAAAUCCUGCUGGACGGUUUGUGUACCGCGCACAAAGAAGAAAACGUGAUGAUAAACAGAGCUUUGAACAACUUCCUGGAGAAGCACAACGAAAUCUACAACUGGCUGGUGACGAUAGCCGAGGCGUUUCUACAAGCCCACAGGGACAUGGGCAACGACCUCAUCAUGGCUAAAGACUUCUACGACCUGCACAACCAGCUACUCAACGACCUCCAGACGAAAGGCACCGAGAUUAACGCUUUGCUGCUAACCCUGCCGCCCAUACUGGAGUACCUGGAGGACGGGCAGCGGAAGGACGUGGACGUGAAGGUGGAGCAGCUGCACGAGCGCUGGAUGAAGCUGAAGGGGGUGCUGGAGAACCGCAUGGAGCUGGCCAGGAUCUACGUGAAGUUCCACACGGAGGCGGAGACGGUGCACAAGGGUAUGGACGAACUGGACGGGAUUCUGGCCCGGAACAGGAACAGCGUCGACGAUGAUGUCAUGAGACACCUGGAGGAGAAAUUCGAGACUAUCAAGCCGCUUUAUCAAUCCGCUAAAAAUACUGGUAUUACGUUCAUCGAGCAAAUCAAAAGUAUAACCGAGCACCAGGUCGACGCGAACCGCGCCCGCCUCUGCGUCGAAGCCGUUCUGGAGAGGCUGUCGGGGCGGCAGUUAGUCGUCGCCAGGACCUGGCAGACCUUCCACGCCGAAGUGGCGGAGCACCGGGAACUCCUCGUGCGCCUCGAAGUCACCAUGGAGGAGAGCACCAAGGUAACGUUGAUGCGGCGGCUCCCCGGUGCACACCUGGUGGACACCUGGGGAACGAACGCCCGCGAACCGGCGGAGCGACACCUGGUGGACACCUGGUGGACACCUGGGGAACUGCCGCCUGCGACUGUCCGGUGGAAGUUUCUGUUUACCUGCGUUGUUUUGGUUUGUGUUCGUUGGGUUUUUGUGUUCCAAAUAAGUUGGAAAUCAUGGGAGAUCGACAAGGGUUGGUUGGAGAGAAUGUUGGGUAAUUGGGAGGAUUUUGAAUUGACAAUUGGCUUGGCGACGAAAUUGGACACUCAACUCUAUCCCAUCAUCACCAGCGAUUCAACCGCACCCAAAGAUCUAGCCGAUUACAUCGAAAACAAGCUAUCAUCUACCCUACCAGAAAUCCGCAAAGCCCAAUCGGAUGUCAACCAAAAACUCAAAGAAACCGAAAAACUCCUCCAACAAGCCGCCGAAGAAAACCCCUCGGCAGUUGCCAUCAGAAACAAACUCCAGGAAUUCAACCAGAAACUCCAAGACACCGUCUCCGACUAUCAAGUGCUCUGCCAGGUGUUGAUCGGCUACUUCAGGAACUUGGAGGAAAUCGACAAGAAAGCCGAAUUGUACAACGCCGAAUUGCAGAAAACCCUCCACUCCAAAGACGUCUCCUCCAUCGACAGGAUACUCCAAGAGCACGAAUCCCAAAAGCAAACCAUCACCGAGAGGCUGCGCUUCGCCCAAGCCGAAUGCGACCAAAUCGCCGACAGAAUCACCAAACAAGAACCUCCCGAUGCCGCGCAACGAGACGUGGCGAAGUUGCAGCACGUCCUGCAGCUCCAGCGCGCCGAAUUCGAGCGCCAAUGGAAGCAGAAGCAGGAUUCUCUUCUGUCGCAGCGCCAGAUCUCCGCCUUCGACGGCGAUUUGAAGACCAUCAACGAGAACAUCGAAGACAUCAACAAGCAGCUCAAAUCCGCCAAGAACCAAUACGGCGAGUCCCUUUCCAGCGCCAAAGCGGCCCUUCAAGCCUUCGGCGAGAUAGAAGAACUAGUCAAAACUAUGGAGGAGAGGAUACAAUCGUUCAUCAAAUCCAGCGAGAAACUCAUAGCCGAAAACCACCAGGAUGCAACUCACGUACAAAGCGAAAUCUCCGCCUUGCAGGACCGAUGGAACAACCUGAAGAACCAAAUGAAAACCACCAGGAGUCUCAUCGAUACCAGCGUUCAUUACUUCCAGUUAGUCGAAGAGGCUGACGAAUGGUUCAGAGAAGGCAGCAAGCUCCUGGUGACCAUAGCGAGGAAGUCGACUUCUGUGAAGCAACCGGAAGAAGCGGAGCAACUGCUGGAAGAAGUAUCCGACUUUCUGACUCCCGGCGAGGAGAAGCAGAACGAGAAGAUAGAGAAAAUAACCGAACUGGCCGCUCAGCUGUACGGACCAGACGACACCAAAUACGCUCCCGUGCUGCGCGGUAACCAGGAAAUGCUGGAAUCCUUCGCAGCGAUCACCAAAGAGUUGAACACAUUGGCCGGAAACCUGAAGGCAUCGGAGGAGGAACGAGCGCGACUGGAGAAGGAGCGCGAGGACGCCAAGCGAGCCGAAGAAGCCAGAAAAUUGGAAGAGGAGAAAUCGAGAGAGGAAGCCCGAUUGGCCGAGGAGGCUCGCAAGGCGGAAGAAGCCAGAUCGGCGGAGGAGCGCAGGAAAGCGGAGGAAGCCAAGCUGGCCGAAGAGGCGCGUCUGGCGCGCGAGAAAAUCCAAGCCGAAGAACAACGACUGCUGGUCGAGAAGCAGAAACUCGAGGAGGCCAAACGAGCCGAGGAGGCCCGAAUGGCCGAAGAGCGAAAGAAAGCCGAAGAGGCCAAACUGGAAGAAGAAGCCAAACUGGCUGAGGAACGCAAGAAGCUAGAAGAUGAAAAGCACAAACUAGAGGAAGCUAAAUUGGCCAACGAAACGCGUAAAGCGGAGGACCAACAGAAGAUCAAAGAAGCCGAGGCGAAGCUCAAAGAAGAACAAGCUACGUUAGCGAAGGAGCUAAAAAAACACUCCAUAGAAAUCAGCGAAGUUACCGACUUGGAAAUACAAACGACCUCUUCCACCAGAGGAGUACCUUCGCCCAUACCGAUCGUCGAAGACGCCAGCGAAGCCCCCGUAUUCGUCUCGCCUCUCAGCGACGCCGUGAUACAAGAGGGCAACAAGUUCACCUUCAUGUGCCAGGUGACCGGCCACCCGGCGCCCACCAUCACCUGGUACAAGGCGGGCAUAUCCAUACAGAACAACCCCGACUACAGGACCACCUUCGAAGCCGGCCUCUGCUCGCUCACCAUCGAGGAGACCUUCGCCGAGGACUCGGCCAGGUACACCUGCAGGGCGUCCAAUCCCGCCGGAGAGGACGAAACCUCGGCGGUGCUUUCGGUGAAGGAGAGCGAGCCCGAGGAGGUGCUGCAAGCCCCGUCGUUCAGCAAGCCCCUGCAGCCCGGCCAGGCCAAGGAAGGGACCGGGUUCCAGUUCGAGUGCCUGGUGGAUGGGAACCCCUUGCCUACGGUGCAGUGGUUCAAGAACGGGGAGUGCAUCGAUAAUUCGCCCGAUUAUAGCAUCACCUACAACAACGGGAAUGCUAUACUCAAGUUCGAGGCGGUGAGGCUCGAGGAUAAGGCCGAGUAUUCCUGCAAAGCUGCUAAUCAAAUGGGGAAUGCACAGUGUACUGCUAAUCUCGCUGUUACUCCCGCCCAACCGGCCGAAGCGCCGACCAUCGUCUCUCCCUUGUCCAACGUGAUGGCCAGAGCGGGACAGAAAAUAAAACUAGAAUGCGAAAUCGCCGGCCUGCCCGCGCCCACUUUGACCUGGUCGCACAACGGCAAGCCGGUCAAAGAAACCCGAGAAAUUAAGCUCCAACAAGAAGGCGACAAGGCGACGCUGCUGGUGCUGGAAGCCUUCCCGAAGGACGCCGGCGCGUACGCGGUGACCGCGACGAACGUGGCCGGCGAGGCGGCCACCUCCUGCAGCGUAUCGGUGAAGGGCCGCCUGCCCACCGAAACGUCCGACUCGGAGAUAGCCAGCGACAUGGAGCCCGUCAAGCCGUCCAUCCAGCUGCCGCUGUCCAACGCCGCCGCCGCCGAGGGCGCCAGGGUGCGGCUCGACUGCGUCAUCGUCGGCCAGCCGGAGCCCGAGGUGAUUUGGUACCACGACGACCGGCCGGUGAAGGAGUCGCAGGACUUCCAGUUGCUGUUCCAAGGCGACAGGUGCUCGCUGGUCAUCCAGGAAGUGCUGCCCGAGGACGGCGGGGAGUACAAGGUCGUCGCGUUGAAUUCUGCUGGCGAAGCUUCCAGCAGGUGUAUACUCAGCGUCACUCCGUCCGAAAGUGGUAAACCCGCGGAAGAUAAACCCGGCGUGGCUCCUAAAUUCUCCAAGUUACUCACCGACGUUCUGGUGUCAGAAGGAGACCGAGUGAUUUUGGAAGGUAACGUAGCGGGCGAACCCACGCCUGAUGUUAAGUGGCUGUUGAACAACCUGCCGGUUACCGAUACGGAGCACUUCGUGUUCACUCGCGACGACGACGGCAAUUUCAAGCUGGAAAUAGCCAACGUGAAGCCGGAGGACAAGGGCGUGUACACGGUGAAGGCGACCAACAGCGCCGGCGAGGCGAAAUGUUUCGCCCAGCUCAUCGUCAAAUCCUUCAAACCCACGGACACCGUGCUGCACGAGGAAGUGAAACAACCGCCGGAAUUCAAAGAGGGCUUCGGCGAUCGCACCAUCUACGAAGACACCGCCACGAAAUUCGAGUGCAUCGUCGUGGGUAAACCGACACCAAAAAUCAAGUGGUUGUUCAACGAAGAACCGAUUUCUGGGAAAGAUUUCUUGGUAUCCACAUCAGGCAACCGAGAGGUUCUAUCAAUCCCGGUCGCCAAACGCGACCACUCCGGCACGGUGACUUGCCACGCGGAAAACGAAGCAGGCAAAGCCCAUUGCACCGCCUCGUUGCUAGUUCAACCAUCCGCCACCAUAGCCUUGCAAGAGAACCAACCGGAGGCGCUCCAGCACGUCGAAACCUCCUACAAAUCCAGCAAAGAGGUCGUAACGCAAUCCCAAACAUCGCACACCAGCAAGAUAAUCUCCGACAACAACAACGUGGAGGAGCACCGGGUGAUCUCGCAGAACGCGCAGACGUUCAAGCAAAUCGACGGCGGCGCUCCGGAAAUCGCCGAGUCCCGCCGGAUCGAAGAGUACCACAAGCUGCCGGAGAAGUCCCCGUCGUCGCAGGAACUCCAGGUGCACAAGCCGGCGAGGAUCCGACCGGCCAAGUUCGUGACUCCUAUUAUCGGCAAAAUAGUCGAUCAGUACGUCGACGUCACGCUGGAGGGCAUCCUCGACGGGCAGCCGGCGCCCCAGGUCAAAUGGACCAAGAACGGACAAGACAUCGUGGAAGACAAGAGAACCACCAUUACAUGGCAGAACAAUCGCACGGCGUUGGAAAUUAAAAGCGUUUCCGUCCAGGACGCCGGGAGGUACUCUUGUACCGCAAUCAACGAAGGCGGUACCGCCGUUAGUACCGCCGAUUUGGUUGUUAGAAAAACCAUUUUCCCGCCGGUGUUCGGUCGUCGAUUGCAAGCGCAAGUGAUCAAGAAAGGCGAUCGCAUCAUCAUGGAGGUGGAGAUUACUGGAUCACCCGAGCCCACUGUCACUUGGUACAAGGACGGCAACUUGAUCAACGAUCGCACCACCUACAAGAUCAAAUCCAUGGGGCAAGGGCACACUUUGAUCAUCGAUAACGCUGGUAUUAACCAUUCUGGUCGGUACAUGGUGCGAGCAACCAAUUCAGGCGGGGAAGCCCAGAGCAUCGCAGAUGUAGCUGUAAUCGAGCCGGCUCCGGAUAGUAUGGUGGAAGUCGUGAAAUCCGUGGUUUUCGAAGACGUGAGAAAGCAUGAAACAUUGCUAAUUACAAAUUUUCCUUUUAUAAACAAAAAACAGGCAACAUCUGCCGGCAAGUUAUCUGCUGUAAGCGAACAAGCUUUAGUACCGAUGAAGGUAACUGCUCCAACUGAUUCGCGUAUUAUAUCCACCGAAUUAUCGCAAAGUAUGAGCUGCAAAUCAGAGGUGACUUCUACUACAGAGCAAUCUUCUUCCGAGGAGAAGCGCGUGGUGAAACUCGAACACAAAAUGCCCGAUAUACCGAUGCCUAAACCCAUAGUACCAGCAGGUGCGGAUUUGCAACACGAAAUAUACCAAGAGAAGAAAGUCGACGAUCAAGAAGGCAUCGAAACCAGCUCGAUAUCGAAGCAAUCGUCUCUGCAAUAUUUCGUCAAAAAAAUCAAAGAAGGCGACGCUCCGACACCAAAAGAAAUAACCCUACCGGAAUCGAUCAAACCCGACAUUUACGAGAAAUUCGAGCAAAAAAUUCCCCCGCCGGUUCCACCCAAACCCGAACCUUCAAUACAGGAAUACCAUUCGUUCAAAUCGUCGCAAUCCAUCGUACCGCCUCAGGAGCACUUCCAAUCCUUCUCCACCACCCAAAUCACCCAGGACUUCCAACUGCAACCGGAACCGCCGGCGGAAAUCUGCUACGCCCCGCAACCGCCGCCUUCGUUCAAACGCCACGAAGACGUCUCCCAGAGGAUCAAGCGCAUCUCCGAAAGCCAGAAGGAGCUGUCGCCGCACGAGGUGCCCAGAGGGGCGAUAAAAAUCUUCCCGUCCACGCAGAAGACGACGUUCACGGAGUCCUCCUCGUCGUCGUACAGCCGCUCCAUGGAGAGCAGCACGUCCAAGACGCUGGUGCGACCUUCCUCCGUCCAAGGGGAACCGUCCGAAGAAGGCUUGGUGAUGGAGAAGCAAUGGGCGCACAAAUUCACCGACAGUCACCAGGAGAAGUCCUGGCCGCCGCCGCAACCGGAGGAGAUCAAGUACCAACCCACUUGGUCUGUACAAAGUACUCUCGAGAAGAAGUGGACUCCUAGCGUAGCCAAACAAGACACCUUCACCCAAAGCAAAUCGGAGUAUAUCAUAGAAGAAAGCAACGCGAAACCGUCGGAGAUAAUAAAAUCCUGGCCGCCGCCGCCGCCGCCUCCCGGCGAAACCAGACACGCGCUGGACGUACUGCCCAUCAGGCCUAUAUCAGUGCAGGACAUCACCGACGAGGUAUAUUUAGAACCCGGCCCGCCGCCCGAGAUCGCCUACGCCCCGCCCUGUCCGCCCCGGUCCCCCCAACCCCGAGAAUGGGUCGCCCCGCCGCCGAGGCCGCUGCCCGAGGAAUGGACCGCCCCGCCGCCGCCCCUGCCCCCCAAACAGGUAAUACCGCGAGCGCCCCCCGUGCCCGCGAAAAACCCCCAGCAUGCCGAGACCAGCUCGCUUACUGACACCCCGCUAUGGCCGGAGAGGCGGAGCGCUCCGGGAACGGGACCGCCGCCGGCGCCCGCCAAAUUCGCUAAGGGUAGAUUCGCCGACAGCGAUUACGAGAGCGAUUUCGAGGGCGUCAAGGAGGUGAAGAAGCUGAGCAGGCACGCCAGGGACGUGAAGAGAUCCGCGCUGGACGCGCCGGCGCUGGCGCAGCGCGGGAUCGACGGGUACAUGGCCGAUACGGAGCUUUGUAGGGAAGCUGGCGGAAGGUUUUCGAAAACCGGCGAAUCUGCCGAGGUCGCGAUUAAACCGCGCGUUUGUAGGAAGAUCCAGACCGACCAGAAGGAACUGGUGAACACUCCAAUAGUAACCAACCGCACGACGCAAAAGCUGUACGAGCACCAAGACAAGCACGUGCAAUUCGAGAAGCACCAAAGGACCAUCGUCCCGUCGCCGAUCAGACCCCACAAAGGUGAGUGUCGCGAGAGCGACUACGAAAGCGACCACGACAGGAGAAUACCGCCCGUCUGGGGCCCGCAACGCGCCCACAAAGAACCCGCCUACAAACCCGUCCGACCCGUACUAACACCGACUAAACAGCAUGACCAGUACGGACGAACACCCGCGUCCCCCGUCGACUACCGCCCGAAAUUCGAGCCCAUCAAGCCGGAGGUGAAACCCGCCCAGAAAACAGUCGUCUACAAACCCAAACCCAUCGCCGGCGAUCUGAUCCUCAGGCCGGGCACGCCGCCGGAGAUCGUGUACGCGCCGGGCCCCAAGAGCACCCAGUAUUACAGGUCGACGGUGAGCGCCCCGUACACCAACGCCGUCCAGCACGAAACCUCCAAUUCGGUGCACUUCGACGAGUCCAGCGAGCACUGCCAUCGCACGAUGAGCGUCCAGCAGACCCACAAGGUCAUCAAAUUCGGCGAGAAGGACACCAGGCGAUCCACCAGCGUGCCGCCGGCGGCGACGCCGACGCCCAGCAAAUUCGUGCCGGGCGAGUUCAGAGAAAGCGACUACGAGAGCGAAGUGGACGGCGCCAAGAUCAAGGCCAAGUGGACGCCGCACGGGCCGCAGGACGGCUCCGGUUACAGGCGAGUCAAAGCGCCGACGCCCGGCCGAUCGUCCAGCGUGCCGUCGCGCAAAGAACGCGUGCUCUCGCCCAUGGAGUUCGACACGCCGCCCGAUUACCGAAGGCAACAACACCAAUCGGUCUACGGGAGGUUCAGCGAGAGCAAGAACAGCCAGCUGGUGAAGCGCGAGCCCCAAUACGGCUACGCGCCCGACCACCGGAUCAAAUCCACCGCCGGCCGCAUAGCCGCCGAUCACAUGGACAGCAUGACGCACGCCUUCAAAUCCAAAACCCACAAGUUCGUCGCCGACAUCAUGGAAGACGUCAACAGGAAACAACCGGCCGUCAAGAACGGCGACGCCCAGGUCUACAGAGAGGAAUCCAGGGCGGCCCAAUACGGCACGAAGCACGUGGAUCCGGAUACCGGUCUGAUAUACUUCAAGUACGAUUUCGGUUACGAGUUCGGCAUAAUCCUGCCGGGCGAGGGCGGUAAAGCGGCGGCGGGCAAGCGGUCGGCGGCGGCGGUGGAGCCGCCGAAGCGGACGCGCGACAUCGAAUUGCCGGUGUACCACGAGAAAUCGGGCCAGAACCGGCGGCCGUCGCCGCAGUUCAAGCCGAAGGAGUUCGCGCCGACGGGGAGGGCGGCCAAUAAGUGGGAGCCGACGUCGGAGAGCGAGGUGUCCGAGGGCGAGGGCGGCAGGUCGAGCGGCGGCCGUUUGUUAGCAGGUUCGCGAUGGGAGCCUUCUUCGUGUAGCCCCGCAUCUCUGUCGCCUAGUUUGCCUAGCACGUCGCCGGCUUUUAAUAAUACUUUCGCAGUACCGGGACGCCAAACGCCGCCCAGUUGCCCCAGCACCCCGGGAAGUACCCACAAAGUCUUCAAUCCGGCCCAAGCUCGCGCUCCUCUCUUCAUAACGCCGCUUCGCGACAUAGCCGUGGUAAGUGGACAAUCGGCGAAAUUCGAGUGCAUAGUCCAAUCCGAGCCCCAGCCGAACGUCCUUUGGUCCAAAAACGGUAGAAUAGUGAACAAUUCCCGCGACUAUCAAUUGCACUAUCGCAACGGCGUCUGCAGGCUGACCAUAGCUCAGGCUUAUCCGGAGGACGCCGGUACUUACACUUGUACCGCGACCAAUCCCAUCGGAGCUGCUAAUACCUCGGCGACUCUGGAAGUACCAGGUGAGCGCAGAUCGCAGUAUAUAAAGUAGAAGGUGGCGGUGCUAACUCUCUAGUAGGUUGUUGUUGAUUGGGAAAAGCGGAAAAAUGGUACUAGUCAAUGUGGGUUUUCUUUUACUGUGCUUCGUAGUUGAAAUUAUGUAUACGUGUAUAUUUUAUUUUUCUCUUUGUUUCCUUUAUAUGAGUUGUUUUCCUGGCGCUGAAAUGCCGGCGGUACUUGCGAAAUAUAUAUAUUUAUAUUUGUUACCUUUACUAUAAUUUAUUUAUUGUGUCUGUUACUUUGGUUAUUAAAGCUUUUCUGCAUACGAAUAUUUUACCUUUUCUAUUUACCUCCUUUUUAUUUUUUCAACGGUAAGUUUUUGUUAACGAAUGAUUGAUUUGUAGAGUAGUUGUUACUAACUUUAGGAAAUUAAUUUAUUGCUUAUAAUUGAAUAUAAAAUUGACAUGAAAAGUGCAUGUAUAAA
Molecule: messenger RNA, 11489 nt
Organism: Phyllotreta striolata
Lineage: Eukaryota; Metazoa; Arthropoda; Insecta; Coleoptera; Chrysomelidae
Source: the annotation of a GenBank genome assembly